Molecule: messenger RNA, 6274 nt
Organism: Oncorhynchus tshawytscha (Chinook salmon)
Lineage: Eukaryota; Metazoa; Chordata; Actinopteri; Salmoniformes; Salmonidae
Product: receptor tyrosine-protein kinase erbB-4
Biological process (GO): positive regulation of kinase activity; multicellular organism development; positive regulation of cell population proliferation
Cellular component (GO): signaling receptor complex; basal plasma membrane
Molecular function (GO): ATP binding; epidermal growth factor receptor binding; transmembrane receptor protein tyrosine kinase activity
Source: RefSeq, a predicted model, not a curated record
GAUCGUAGUGUGAGGAGUAAUGGCAUGGAGUAUCAGUGGUCAAAACCGGUCAAAACAUUGGUCACUAUAAGAACUACAAACGAACCUACUGUUUUCGUCGCGUUUAACUUGUGCAUUGAACUAUUUGGGCAAACGGAGGACGCCAUGACGCGCGCGUGGGGACACAGUUUCUGAAACUGUCAAGAGCCGAUAUUUCCUUUUCAAUAACGGAAUACCUUAUUAGACAUGUGAGUUACCGGAGGCAUCGUCAGCAACCGUGCAAAAUGAAGUUUCUCCUGUGUCUUCGAUGUCUCCUCAUCUCCUUCGUGGUGUUCAGGCCGAGCACAGCACAGUCAGUUUGCCCUGGAACGGAGAACAAGUUGAGCACGUUGUCAGACCUGGACCAGCAGUACCGCACCCUGAAGAAGCAUUAUGAGAACUGUGAGGUGGUCAUGGGAAACCUGGAGAUCACCAGUAUCGACCGGAACCGCAACCUCUCCUUCCUCAAGUCUAUCCGAGAGGUGACAGGCUAUGUGCUGGUAGCUCUGAACCAGUUUGACUCCCUGCCCCUGGAGAACCUUCGCAUCGUGCGGGGCACCAAGCUUUACGAGGGACGCUACGCCCUGGCCAUCUUCCUCAACUACCGCCGCGACGGCUUCUACGGCCUCAGACAGCUGGGCCUUCGCAACCUCACAGAGAUCCUGAACGGGGGGGUUUAUGUUGACCAGAACAAGUUCCUGUGCCACGCCGACACCAUCCACUGGAGGGACAUCAUCAAGAACCCCCAAGCUGAGCUCUUGGUGGUACCGUCCAACAACAGUGGCCUUGGAUGCAAACGAUGUCAUCGCUCUUGUAACGGACGCUGUUGGGGCCAUCAGGACAACCAGUGCCAAAGCUUGACCAAGACUGUGUGUGCUGAGCAGUGUGACGGCCGUUGCUUCGGCCCCUACGUCAGUAACUGCUGCCAUAGGGAGUGUGCUGGGGGCUGCUCGGGACCCAAGGACACAGACUGCUUCGCCUGCACCAACUUCAACGACAGUGCGUGUGUGACCCAGUGCCCCCAGCCCUUUGUGUACAACCCCACCACCUUCCAGCUGGAAUCCAACCCACGGGCCAAGUACACCUAUGGAUCCUUCUGUGUGGAGAAGUGUCCCCAUAACUUUGUGGUGGACCACAGCUCCUGUGUGAGGGCUUGUCCCAGCAACAAGAUGGAAGUAGAGGAGAACCGCAUCAAGAUGUGCAUCCCCUGCACUGAUAUCUGUCCCAAAGUGUGUGACGGCAUAGGGACUGGCAGCCUGCAGACAGCCCAGACGGUGGAUGCCAGCAACAUAGAGAUGUUUGUCAACUGCACCAAGAUCAACGGCAACCUCAUCUUCCUCAUCACCGGCAUCAAAGGGGAUAUGUACCAUGGUAUAGGGGCCUUGGACCCGGAGCGGCUCAACGUGUUCCGCACAGUGAGAGAGAUCACAGGGUUCCUCAAUAUCCAGUCCUGGCCAGAGAACAUGACAGACCUCGGUGUCUUCUCCAAUCUGGCAACCAUCGGUGGGAGAUCACUGUACAGUGGGAUCUCUCUGCUGAUCCUGAAGCAGCGUUGGAUCUCCUCUCUCCAGUUCCAGUCUCUGGAUGAGAUCAGUGCGGGCAACGUGUACAUCACCAACAACAGCCACCUGUGCUACUACAACACCGUCAACUGGACCAGCCUGUUCCGCACCAGCAAUCAGAAGGUGCUCAUCCGCAACAACCGGGCCCCCAGCGAGUGCACCCAACAGAGGAUGGUGUGUGACCGGCUGUGUUCUGAAGAUGGUUGCUGGGGUCCAGGGCCUAACCAGUGCCUCUCCUGUCGUUACUUUAGCCGAGGACGUUCCUGUGUGCCGUCCUGCAACCUCUAUGACGGAGAUGUGCGUGAGUUUACCAAUGGUUCAGUAUGUCUGGAGUGUGACAGCCAGUGUGAGAAAUCUCAGGACAAGACCAUGACCUGCCUUGGAACGGGUCCAGAUCAAUGUGUGACCUGCCUUCACUCCAAAGACGGGCCCAACUGUGUGGAAAAGUGCCCCGACGGCCUCCAAGGCACCAACAGCUUCAUCUUCAAAUACGCCGAGGCCAACAACGAGUGCCACCCCUGCCACGCCAACUGCACCCAGGGCUGCGUUGGGCCUUGGCUCCAAGACUGUGUUGGAAUGAUGGACAGGACGCCCCUCAUCGCGGCCGGGGUGAUCGGUGCUCUGUUUGUCAUCGUUAUCGUGGCGCUGAGCGUGGCGGUCUACGUGCGCCGUAAGAGCAUCAAGAAGAAGAGGGCUCUGCGCCGCUUCCUGGAGACAGAGUUGGUGGAGCCCCUGACCCCUAGCGGCACGGCCCCCAACCAGGCCCAGCUUCGUAUUCUCAAAGAGACAGAGCUAAAGAGGGUUAAGAUCCUCGGCUCGGGAGCCUCUUUCGGCACCGUCCACAAGGGUAUCUGGGUCCCAGAGGGAGAGACAGUAAAGAUCCCAGUGGCCAUAAAGAUCCUGAAUGAAGUUACGGGGCCCAAAGCAAACGUGGAGUUCAUGGACGAGGCUCUGAUUAUGGCCAGCAUGGAGCACCCCCACCUGGUCCGUCUCCUGGGGGUCUGCCUGAGCCCCACCACACAGCUGGUCACCCAGCUCAUGCCCCACGGCUGCCUCCUCGACUACGUCCACGAACACAAGGACAACAUCGGCUCUCAACUGCUGCUCAACUGGUGUGUCCAGAUCGCCAAGGGUAUGAUGUAUCUGGAGGAGAGAAGGCUGGUCCACAGAGAUCUGGCAGCCCGUAAUGUUCUGGUCAAGUCCCCCAACCACAUCAAGAUCACUGACUUUGGCCUGGCCAGACUGCUGGACGUCGACGAGAAAGAGUAUAACGCUGACGGGGGCAAGAUGCCCAUUAAGUGGAUGGCGUUGGAGUGUAUUCACUACAGGAAGUUCACACACCAGAGUGAUGUGUGGAGCUACGGUGUGACUAUCUCCAGGUGUGAUCUGGGAGCUGAUUUUGGAGGGAAGCCGUAUGAUGGCAUCCCAACGCGGGAGAUCCCAGACAUCCUGGAGAAGGGCGAGCGUCUGCCUCAGCCUCCCAUCUGCACCAUAGACGUCUAUAUGGUCAUGGUUAAAUGCUGGAUGAUAGACGCAGACAGCAGGCCCAAGUUCAAGGAGCUGGCUGCAGAGUUGUGUAGGAUGGCCCGGGACCCCCAGAGAUACCUGGUCAUCCAGGGGGAUGACCGUAUGAAGCUGCCCAACCCCAACGACAGUAAGUUCUUCCAGAGCCUGCUGGAUGAGGAGGAUGUGGAGGACUUUAUGGAUGCUGAGGAGUACCUGGUACCCCAUCACUUUAACAUGCCUCCACUAUCAUACACAGCCAGGCUCCGCGUCGACUCCAACAGGAACCAGUUUGGGUACCGGGACGGUUCAGGCUCGACCCCUGAGGAGGGCCUGGCAUUGGGAGGGUCCCCGUCUUGUGUCUCCUCUCCAGAUCCUGCAGGCACGCAGGGGGCAGCCCUGGACGCCCUGGAGGACCAGCGCUGCAACGGCACGCUGCUCAAGAAGAAGACCCAGACAAGGACCGGGGCAGAGGACAACAAUGGGCAGCGCUACAGUGCCGACCCUACCGUGUUCCUGGGGGACCGGGGUGUGGGGCCCCGGGGGGACACGGACGAGGACGGCUACAUGACCCCCAUGAAGGAUAAGACCUCGUCAGACUCUCUGAAACCGAUUGAGGAAAACCCAUUCGUGGCGCGGCGCAAGAACGGCGAGGUCCACGCCCUGGACAACCCAGCCUACCACAGCACACCCAACAGCCAGCCCAAGGGCGAAGACGAGUACAUCAACGAGCCUCUCUACCUCAACACCUUCCACAACCCCGGAGACAUGGUCCUGAGAAAGAAUGGUGGUCUCCCAUCACAGAGUACAGCCUCGACUAUCAGUAUUGGCUCCUAUCCCCAACUCACCAUCCAGACUGGCCUUCCUUACUACCCCGUUGUACCGACAGAGAGCUCCCCUUCUGGGCUGCAGGGAGGCUGCCAUCACCCACUGCCUGGUCACCACAUUCACAAGCUCCACAGUGUUGGUGUGAAACCUGGCCACUCGGCCCUAUCUGACAACUCACCACAACAGACCCACCUGGGCCUUCAGGGACACCAGUCCCACCUAAUCCAGUGUGGUGGUGGGCCCUCUGCCACCCAGGUUUACCACACUGAAAGGUCAACUGUCAAGAAAGGUCCCAUCUCCAUGUCGGCGCCCGAGGACCAGAGAAGUGUUAUACCAGCAUACCAGGGGCACACCACCCACCCUGGCAGUGUACUGAAGCAGGGACAGGGGAACCAGGCGGGAGGCAAACCGGCAGGCAAGAAGCUCAAGGUGACCUUUGACAAUCCAGAGUACUGGCAGCACAGCCUGCCACCCAAGCCGUUGAACAGCGUUACAAACCAGGCGGGCAGCACCCUUGAGGCGGGAACCACCAAUGGCAAGUUGUUCUACAAACGGAACGGCUGCAUCAGGCCGGUGGUGGCCGAAAACCCCGAGUACCUAUCAGAGUUCUCGUCCAAUCUCAAGCCGGGCACAGUUCUGCCCCCUCCCCCGUACCGACAGAGGAACACAGUGGUAUAGAGGUGAGGUCCCAACCCAUCUUCCUCCAGCUCCUGGACCAGCCAGUACCCAGCCUUCUCCGGUUCCUCUGUCCCUUCCUCAGUACCUCAAACAGUCACGAGAGCCUCCCCAAAACCCCUCCCCAUGACAUCCCACCAUCCAUCACCUGCGCUAACUAGCUAACUAGCUAGCGUUCUCCAGAGAAGGAGCUAGCAGACCCUACUCAGAGUGCCACCAACCAACACACUACCAGGCUCCACCUCCGUAUCUCCACUCUAGCCCCUAACUGGUACAGUAACAACAGUAAAACGGCUCUAGGUAAAGACCAGGCCAUGUUAACCUCUGACGCUGUAUAUAAGAUGGACUGGCAGCGGUGGUGGUGUUUGUGAAAGGAGCAUCGAGGAACCACGCAAUACGGAGAUAGUAUGACCAUAUGUACUGUUCUCUACACAGACAAGGAUGGUGUCAGGACUCUCAGGACAGUACGAGGGAACCACGAUGAGGAACGCAGACGGAACAGAUGAAGUGUGUCGAAAAAAGAGAUGUUAUACAGAGCACAGUGUUUUACAUGACUGUUGUUGCAACAAAAUGAACUGGAGAGAGAGAGAUGGAAAGACAACCAACCACUACUGUAUGUUGAAAUGUUCCUCACAAAGGAGCUACAUAUUGUAGAUAUUGCAUCACCAUCACUUCAGUGUUACUCACCUCUUACAGUAUUUACGGUAACUAACUCUGUUGUGACCAAGCCUUGUACCAUUUUCAAACAUGUUUUAUUUAAUGUUUACUCUAUUUAAUUUUCACAAUUAUUUAUAUAAUGUGUUAAAAACAACAACUACGUACCUGUAUGUACAACGCAGGCCAUCCAUUGGAUAAUUUUUGGGGGUGUGGCGUUCACAGUUACGUUGUUCACUUGAAAGCUCUUAUCACGUCUAAACUACUGUAAACCACGUGGGUAGCUUAACUUGAAAGCUCUUAUCACGUCUAAACUACUGUAAACCACGUGGGUAGCUUAUCUUGAAAGCUCUUAUCACGUCUAAACUACUGUAAACCACGUGGGUAGCUUAACUUGAAAGAGCUUAUCACGUCUAAACUACUGUAAACCACAUGGGGAGCUUAACUUGAAAGCUCUUAUCACGUCUAAACUACUGUAAACCACGUGGGUAGCUUAACUUGAAAGAGCUUAUCACGUCUAAACUACUGUAAACCACAUGGGGAGCUUAACUUGAAAGCUCUUAUCACGUCUAAACUACUGUAAACCACAUGGGUAGCUUAUCUUGAAAGCUCUUAUCACGUCUAAACUACUGUAAACCAUGUGGUUAGCUUAUCUUGAAAGCUCUUAUCACGUCUAAACUACUGUAAACCAUGUGGGGAGCUUAACAAAUAACUUUCUAAAAGUUACUUUAUCACUGGCUUCAAUGGAAUGACAUAGGAUUUUUUCUCAAUAAUGUCUCGGAAGAGAUUCAUCACUGCGAGGAAAUUAGGUUAUGCAGAUUGUGGCCUGACACAGGGACACAGAGUUUGUAGUAACGGUUUGCAAUGCAAAUGAGAGGAUAAUGAGGAGGACUGCUGUAGCAUGAAAAAUAGUAUCCUUUAUAACUCGCUACGGUGGCUGAGACACAGAGAGAGGAGGAGGAGGGUGUCCUUUCUAGUGGAGGCCUGGAUGAAUGGAUGAGAGACAGAUUCCAUAUAGACAGAUUCUCAUGGAG